GGGGGGGUGGCGUGAUUGGACACCCCGGAGACACAGACAGACAUGUCGUCCCAGGCUCGGCCCACGGAGGAACUCUACCGGGCAGCCAUGCUGCUGAGCGGAGCCGGGGACGCGCUGGGAUACCGGAACCAGCGCUGGGAGUACUGCGAGAGCGGGCCGCAGAUUCACCAGGAGCUGGAGGAGCUGGGCGGACUGGGGGCCAUUGUGGCCAGGCUGCCCGGCUGGAGGGUCAGCGACGACACGGUGCUGCACCUGGCCACCGCCGAGGCGCUCAUCUCCGGGAAGGAACAUGAUGAUCUGCUCCAUGAUCUCGCUGCGCGUUAUGUGGAAGCGAUGAAGGACAUGGACAACCGGAAGCCGGGCCCCACGAGCAUUCUAGGAACCUCCCAGUUGAAACCAGGCCAGACUGGCGGCUAUCGUAUCCCCUUCAACCCCCGGGCACUGGGCUGUGGGGCAGCCAUGAGAUCGAUGUGCAUCGGACUCAGAUUCCCCAGGACUUCCCAGCUGCCAGAUCUGGUGCGACUGAGUGUGGAGAGUGGGAGAAUGACCCAUAACCACCCCACCGGGUAUCUUGGCUCCCUUGCCGCUGCUCUGUUCACAGCCUAUGCUGUCCAGCGUAAGCCCCUGGUGGAAUGGGGUGUGGGCCUCCUGGACACGCUGUCUCUCGCCCUCGAAUAUGUGAAGACCACUGGGAUCGAUGUGAAGGAAAACAUCGCAGCCUGGGAAUUCUUUCCGGAAAAAUGGAAAUGGUACCUGCGGGAAAGGAACCUGGAAUCCGGAAAGGGUCCCCCUCGGUUCCCAGCAGCCUAUGGUCCCCAGGAACGGGAUGAGGUGUACAAGACAUUCAGUCUGGAGAGUUGGGCAGGAAGGAGCGGACAUGAUGCUCCCAUGAUCGCCUACGAUGCUCUGCUCAGUGCUGGGGAGUCCUGGACUCAACUCUGUUCACACGGCAUGUUCCAUGGAGGAGACAGCGAUUCCACUGGGGUGAUCGCUGGCUGCUGUUGGGGUGCCCUGCAUGGACUGUCCAGCGUGCCCCCAGGCAACUAUGAACAUCUGGAAUACAAAGAGCGCCUCCUGGCUGCAGCACGGGGCUUGUACACGGCUGCCUGGGGGGCAGAGAUCGAGUGAGAGGAGCAGCAAGUGUGAUGCCCUGAGACUGGAUUGGGA
Messenger RNA from Carcharodon carcharias (great white shark), 1167 nucleotides. RefSeq names its product ADP-ribosylarginine hydrolase (gene adprh). The transcript is spliced from 8 exons. The record is from RefSeq and is a predicted model, not a curated record. Bases 43 to 1128 code for a protein of 361 amino acids. Gene Ontology annotation, biological process: protein de-ADP-ribosylation. Gene Ontology annotation, molecular function: magnesium ion binding; ADP-ribosylarginine-[protein] hydrolase activity. Lineage: Eukaryota; Metazoa; Chordata; Chondrichthyes; Lamniformes; Lamnidae.